AUUGCACAUACUCGUGGCGCUAGUCCGAAACUUCAGGAAGAGCGAUAUUUCGAACUUCAUUAUGGUUCAACCACUUUUGGAUUCUCCUGUGAAAUCACGGAAACCUAAAAAUUCUCCAUUUUUUCAACAAAAGCUACCAGCAUGGCAACCAAUGUUUACAGCUAAAAAGUCUGGUAUAAUGUUUAUUGUACUCGGAGUUAUACUAAUACCGAUCGGUGUUAUAUUACUAAUAACAUCAAAUAAUGUUCUCGAAUAUCAUGUAGACUAUACAGACUGUACUAGAAAUGGUUCUCAAGAAUUAUGCUCUGAUAUAAUAAUGAAUACAGCUGAAAAAUGUAUUUGUUUAAAAGAAAUUACUGUUGAAACAUCAAUACCUGGACCUGUUUUUAUCUAUUAUGGUCUUAAAAACUUUUAUCAAAAUCAUCGAAGAUAUGCAAGAUCUAAAAGUGAUGAACAAUUACUCGGUAUAUAUCAAGAUCCAAGUGCUUUAUCUUCAUGUGAACCAUAUGCAUCUAUCAAUAGUAAACCAAUACUUCCAUGUGGAGCAAUUGCUAACAGUAUAUUCAAUGAUACAUUCAGUAUAACAUAUCUACGACAAAAUGGUACAAAGGUGUCUGUUCCUACUUUAAGAAAUGGUAUAGCUUGGCGUUCUGAUUUAGAUAGGAAAUUUGGUGUUUUGGAUGAAAAAGCCAUUAACAAUACAAUUAAACCACCUAGUUGGCCUAUACCACUUCAAGAAAGGUCAUCGAAACCAUUUCCAACCGAUGAGGAUUUAAUUGUAUGGAUGAGGAUAGCUGCUUUACCGAGUUUUCGUAAAUUAAAUUCAUUCGUUAUGCAUAAAGAUGAGUUUGCCAACGGUCUACCAUCGGGAACUUACGAAAUUGCUAUCAAUUACAACUAUCCAGUUGUCUCAUUUGGUGGACGAAAAUCAAUCAUUCUAGCCAAUUCAAGUUGGUUAGGUGGAAAAAAUCCAACUUUGGGUAUUUCUUGUAUAGUUACCGGUUGCAUACACUUAUGUCUUGGUAUAGCGUUUCUUAUAGCGCAUUUCAUGUUUGGUAAACGCGAUGGUUGUAUGGAUUGAGUUGUGCUUAUCUCAGCCUAAUAAACAACACUAAGAAGGAGAGGAGACAGGGAACUUUCAACAAGUGGUAGAAUCAGAAUUACGUACAGAUCAGUUCGUUGAAGAUUUGAGAUUAACUUCAUCCCUACUGCCCGGGAUUUAACUGAAGCAGCAUUGGAACUCUCCGAGCACUGGACAACUGUUUCGUCCUAGUAUGCGAUUCCUCAGCAGUGCACACUCAUGACCCCACCGCACCAGGGAUCAGACCCAGGGUCUUUAGGUUCUGUGGCUAACACGUUACCAUUGAAGCUAGCCACUGGUUCGGUGGAAUCCAAUGGUCCAUAUUUUCAACUUAAUCCGAUUUUCUAUCUGUCAAUAGCUUCAAAAUAGGCAGACGUGAGAAGAACACAAUUUCAAUAAGAUUGCUGUACUAGUUUUUAUGUUGCAGCUUAUAUACCUACGCAUCGUUGGCGGGGUCGAAGUGAUGGAUCCCUCGAUACUGUCGGCAUUUUCAGUCUUGAUAUUUUUAAUGUGAUGGAAAGCAGUGGGAUGCAGGACGCGUGUUUCGUCAUUUUGCUACGCUUGCUUCGCAUCCAGGAAGUGGGACUUAAGCGAGAAGCUAUCACAUCAAAGAUCGUGGCACAAAGAAAGGCUAUCACUACUUAGUGACCUAGUGAUGAUGCCCUGGCGUUUGAAGCCAUCGGUCUCCGGGUUCGAGUCUCAGGGGGGGGGACAGCACUCACUGGGUGUAAGGCUGACGAGUCCUAUGCAAGACGGAACACGCGUCGCAAAUUAAACUGGUCACCGGUAUCCAUCACGAAUAUCAGAAUGUCUUAACUGUUUCGCACAAGUUUAUUUUUGUGUUUACCGUGAAUAACGAGCAGUUUUGUGCUCAUAAUAAUAAUAAUUGAAAAGGGUCUACUUGGAAAUACUUUACCCAACGUCUCGUUAAUUGUUGAAACGACCUAUGCGCGCCUAUGUCUGUAUGAUAGUAGCAUAUUUAGCUACGCGUCACCUACCAUCGCAGAGUUGUUGUCUGAUUAAACCCUGUUGAUCAUAGUUCAUCUUACGACUGGAGUUUGUCACUCACGAAGGUGGUAUGAUUGCUGGGUUUAUUACAACUUUAUAUUUCUUACUUUUGUCAAAUACGUCUAUGAAUGGUUUUCUUUUGUGUUGAUGUUGGUGACCAGUAGAGGAAUCCAGUUGGUCUCACGUUUCGUCCUAUUUGUGGCUAAUCAGCUGGAUGUACCUACACGUCAGUGAGUGAAUGGUAUUGUUGCCACAGAGACUAUGCAGGGCCGAACCCUUUGACUUUAUUAUGAAUAUUCAGCAGUAUCGAGACAUACUCUUCGUAAGCCCAUCUGCCAACAAAGGUAGAGGGAUUGGGCUCUGCUCAGCAAUGGGUCUCCUUUAGUCUAUUAAAUCAUACUACUUGCAUCUUUUUGUGGUAGUUUCAUAGAACUAUGUGCAGAAUUCAGGUAAACUGUAUGCUACAUGAUGAACACUACUUCAAAAUACAUUAUUGUAUAGUGCUCAUGAAUGAUAUGCUUCUAGAUGGAUAUCACGAAGUUCUAAUGAGAAGCGGUGACCUGUAUGGUCAACUAGUUGAAAACUGGGACUCUGACCCGCUGGCUAAAUUGUUAACACGUUUGCCGGGAAACUUGAAGAGAUCCUGAGUUCGAUCCCUGGCGAUUUGAAAACGUGGAUUUCUGCUUCCAGAAGAGUUACACACUUAGACGUAACAGUUGUUGUCUAGUGCUCUCAAGUUUUCAAUUGAUAUCGGAAAGCACAUCGAAGCCCACCAGUUCUUUCGUAACAUAACAAUAGAAAUAGCCAGUUAUCAUGACGUUUUCUACAUAUACACAAAAAAAUUUUUCUUUUAAAGAAAGAGAGAAACUCCUCAAGUCAAUCAGCAGUUUCAUGUAUGUGCAGUUGUUGUUAUCUCUUACAAAUUUUUCUAUUUUGUCCCUUUUUUCUAAUUUUGAUUUUUUUCCUCUUCUUAUUUCUACUACUAAUAAUUGCUGUUAGUAGUAUUGGUGGUUUGUAUGCUUUAUAUGUUCAACCUAUCUCAUGCAUAUCAAUAUUAUGUGAGAUGUAUCAAUCCAGUAUUUUUGAUGUAUAUCUUUCUAGGAAUGGUUAGCCUAUGUGAUUCACGGUUAAUCGUGCUUAGAUGGAUACGUGAAUGUUCAUUGGGAUUAGUUUUCUGUGUGUACCUUGAUUAUCAUUGUCUCUUUCCACCCCCUUACUAUGUUUGUGUGUGUGUGUGUGUGUUUCGCACUUUCCACCAAAAAGAUGAAUACUUGAAAAACUUUUUAAUUAUUUACUUACUUAUUUUAUUUGUCAUUAUUGUUUCAAAUAUAUUGCUCUACAUAUACUACU
Messenger RNA from Heterobilharzia americana, 3439 nucleotides. NCBI's taxonomy places the organism in Eukaryota, Metazoa, Platyhelminthes, Trematoda, Strigeidida, Schistosomatidae. The record is from the annotation of a GenBank genome assembly.